Protopolystoma xenopodis is the source of this 405-nucleotide messenger RNA. The record is from the annotation of a GenBank genome assembly. NCBI's taxonomy places the organism in Eukaryota, Metazoa, Platyhelminthes, Monogenea, Polystomatidea, Polystomatidae.
UCAGAUAUUAAUUUACCCAAGAAGUCAGCACAUUGUGAUCUACUUUUGGAUGCCAGCCGGAUUUCGCCCUCCCAAAUUUCUGGCAUGAGGCGAAUUGGGAUUUCUCUCCCUCAGCCGCCUCCCUUGACUAAGAUUCUUUCAAGCAUUCAGAACGGGCGAGCCUCUUCCCACAUUGAUGAUCCUGGUCAUCUUUUCGAUCCGAAAUAUUCUUUAAAUGGCUCGAAUAUUCCCAUAGCGCCUGAACCAUAUUUUUGCUCUUUCACAGCCUCUCCAACUUUGUCUAUGCGUAAUGCUGAUGUUGAAGUUGCCAAUAUUUGUCAGCCACUUUGCUCCGGCUUACCUGUAGACAGUGCAUUUGCUAGAGAUAGUAAGAGAUUUAAUAGAUGCUCACCUUCUAUUCAUUAG